AUGUGCAAUGUGCUAACAUUACCUCCUCAAAGUAUACUCCUAUUUGUCCAGUCGAUGGUACGAGUCUGGUCUGAUAUUAGAAAUGAAAUAAAUCUAGUAUGCACCGAACCAACCGUUCUAGUAAUUGGAGGAAUCUCAUUAUGUCGGGAAGUUCUUGGAUUUCUUCGCGGUCGUAGCAUGGGUAUUCUAUGUCAACGUUGUGUACGUGCCGGAACUGGAGGUGGUGGAAUAAUGUCCAAACCUGGAAAUAUAGCAGCAUCAGGUGCUGAUGGUAAUCCCCCUCCAUUUGGUUGA
Messenger RNA from Acaulospora morrowiae, 294 nucleotides. NCBI's taxonomy places the organism in Eukaryota, Fungi, Glomeromycota, Glomeromycetes, Diversisporales, Acaulosporaceae. The record is from the annotation of a GenBank genome assembly.